AUGGCGGACAAGUCGUCUUACUGGGUUGAGUCUGAGGACUGGCAUACCGCUGGAGAGCCUUUCCGCAUCAUCCAGCACCUGCCAUCAGGCUUUCUGCCUGAGGUUCAGACUGUUUCGGAGCGUCGCAUCGAGAUCGUCAAGACCAAAGACCAUCCGCUUGAUCGGCUCCGCAUACUUCUUAGCCAUGAGCCAUGA
This is a messenger RNA of Fusarium odoratissimum NRRL 54006, 195 nucleotides long. RefSeq lists its product as uncharacterized. The transcript has a single exon. The coding region runs from base 1 to 195 and encodes 64 amino acids. NCBI's taxonomy places the organism in Eukaryota, Fungi, Ascomycota, Sordariomycetes, Hypocreales, Nectriaceae. The record is from RefSeq and is a predicted model, not a curated record.